Chelonoidis abingdonii (Abingdon island giant tortoise) is the source of this 4810-nucleotide messenger RNA. Lineage: Eukaryota; Metazoa; Chordata; Testudines; Testudinidae. The record is from RefSeq and is a predicted model, not a curated record.
GACCCUGACUGAGCUCCAGGCCUCUGUUGUGCCAGGCCCUGCAUCAGCACCAAGUGAAAUCAGGCUCUCAUUGUGCCAGAUGCUGCAGAGACAGCAAACAAAAUCAGGGACCUUGUUCCUGGAGCUGCAGAGACCCUAAGUGAGAUCUGGGCCCUGUUCUGCCAGGCUACAGAAUAACGUCCACGUUUGCUCCAGAUCAUCCCAUCCUCCCAGGGGGAAGGAAAUGGCUGCAAUGGAGCUGGCUCAGGGGCUGGUGACUUUCGAGGAGGUGGCUGUAUAUUUCACCAAGGAGGAAUGGGCACUGCUGGACCUCACUCAGAGAGCCCUCUACAGAGAUGUCAUGCAGGAGAACUAUGAGACGGUGAUCUUGCUGAGGUUUCCGGUUACCAAACCUGAUGUGAUCUUGCAGCUAGAACAAGGGGAAGAGCCAUGGGUCCCGGACCUCCAGGACUCUGAGAAAGAAGUGCUCCCGAGAGCUGCCUGCACAGGGAGUGACCUAUGUCUGGAUUCGCUCUGUCUCCCAUCAGGUGAUGGGACUGUGAGUCAGAAUGAGGAGGAGAAACCCCAUCAGGAAGAUGCUGAGCAAGUAAAACCACAUGGAACGUUAUCAGGAAGAUUGAAAGGGAAUGUUUCCAGGAGUUGUGCACUCCAAGAAAAAGCAGAAGUCUGUGAGUCUGAGGAGAGGCCAGAGGAAAACUUUAGUAGCCACUCAGACCUUAUAACACGUGACAGAAUCAACUUGGAAGAGACAUGCUACAUAUGUCAUGAGUGCGGGAAGAGCUUUAGUCGGAGCUCUACUUUGAUCACACAUUGUAGAAUUCACACAGGAGAGAAGCCCUACACAUGCUCUGAGUGUGGGAAAAGCUUCAAUCAAGGCUUACAGCUUAUCACACAUAGGAGAAUCCACGUGGGUGAGAAACCUUAUGGAUGCUCUGAGUGUGGGAAAUGUUUCAGUCAUCGUUCAGGCCUCAUCUUACAUCAGAGAAUCCACACAGGGGAGACGCCCUACACGUGCGUUGAGUGUGGGAAAAGCUUUAGUCGGAACUCCCACCUUAUCAGACAUCAGAGAAUCCACACCGGGGAGAAGCCCUACAUAUGCACUGAGUGUGGGAAAAGCUUCAAUCAGAGCUCUGCCCUGAUCACACAUCGUAGAAUCCACGCAAGAGAGAUGCCCUACACAUGUUCUGAGUGCGGGAAAAGCGUCAGUCACAUCUCUGCCCUGAUCACACAUCAGAGAAUCCACACUGGGGAGAAGCCCUACACAUGCUCUCAGUGUGGGAAAAGCUUUAGUCGGAACUCCCACCUUAUCAGACAUCAGAGAAUCCACACCGGGGAGAAGCCCUACGUAUGCACUGAGUGUGGGAAAAGCUUCAAUCAGAGCUCCAACCUUAUCACACAUUGUAGAAUCCACAUGGGAGAGACACCCUACAUGCGUGCUGAGUGUGGGAAAAGCUUCAGUCAUUGCUCUGCUCUUACCACACAUUGUAGAAGCCACACAGGAGAAAGGCCCUACAUAUGUUCUGAGUGUGGGAAAAGCUUCAAUCAGAGCUCACACCUUAUCACACAUAGGAGAAUCCACGUGGGUGAGAAACCUUAUCGAUGCUCUGAGUGUGGGAAAUGUUUCAGUCAUCGUUCAGGCCUCAUCUUACAUCAGAGAAUCCACACAGGGGAGAUGCCCUAUACAUGUGUUGAGUGCGGGAAAAACUUCAAUUGCAGCUCACACCUUUUCAGACAUCAGAGAAUCCACACUGAGAAGACCUACACGUGCACUGUGUGUGGAAAAAGCUUUAGUCGGAAUUCACACCUUGUCAGACAUCAGAGAAUCCACACCAGGGAAAAGCCCUACACAUCCACUGAGUGUGGGAAAAGCUUCAAUCAGAGCUCCAACCUUGUCACACAUCAGAGAAUCCACACAGAGGAGACACCCUACACGUGCUCUGAGCGUGGGAAAAGCUUCAAUCGGAGCUCCAACCUUAUCACACAUCGUACAAUCCACAUGGGAGAGAAACCCUACACAUGCUCUGAGUGCGGCAAAAGCUUCAAUCAGAGCUCUGCCCUGAUCACACAUCAUAGAACCCACACAGGAGAGAUGCCCUACACAUGUUCUGACUGUGGGAAAAGCGUCAGUCACAUCUCUGCCCUGAUCACACAUCAGAGAAUCCACACUGGGGAGAAGCCCUACACGUGCACUGAGUGCGGGAAAAGCUUUAGUCGGAACUCCCACCUUAUCAGACAUGAGAGAAUCCACACCGGGGAGAAGCCCUACACAUGCAUUGAGUGUGGGAAAAGCUUCAAUCAGAGCUCCAACCUUAUCACACAUCAGAGAAUCCACAUGGGAGAGAAACCCUACACAUGCGCUGAGUGCGGGAAAAGCUUCAGUCAGCGCUCAAGCCUUAUUAGAUAUCAGAAAAUCCACAUGAGAGAGAAUUGUAAUAAAUCUCUUGACUAGGGCUGGCCAAAAAAUUUUUUUAAAAAAAAUCACAUUUGCUAAUUCCCACAUAGUGAUUUUUGCACCAUCUUCACCAUGGUCUCUCAGCUCUGCCAGAUAAGUUGCCUGCUUCUACCUUUUUCAGCUCACCCUUCUUUGGGGUCAGUCUUAUGAUCUUUUCUAUCAAGUCCUUUCCUUUUGAGUCAUAGGAGUGUGUGUCCCUCUAGCCAGGAAUGUUCAUCACCUCCAGGUGGAGGAAUGAUUUGAUCCCAACAAGGUACACUGAGGCAAAAACUACCUGUGCCUUACAUCCCCUAGGACUGUACAUGGUGUUGGCUGCUCAAGUUAGUGAUCUUGGUGUAAAAAGUUGUAGUACAGAUGCAGCCCAGGUGCAGUGGUUUGCAUUAGCUUUCCUCUUGUCUUGACCUAAACUCCAUCACUUCCUAGUCUAAACAAACCCUGAGCAUCACGGUUAUACUGUUCCCCCAUUUCAAAGCAAUUGUUAGUCAUCAAGUUCUCCCUUGGGGAACAAAUUGUUUCAUUCCCAGUUGCUCUGAUGUUGCUUCAGGUUGUGCUGGGGAGCAGACAUUUUUGCUACUAUUUUCCUCACUUAAAAUAUAUUGAACUAUAACAAAGGGCAGGGAUAGGGAAAAGCAUCAUUUCACCCACUGUAACAACAGACAUAGUUAGGGCAAGUCAGAAGGAUUCCCUUAUUCCUCAUCACCAUCCCAACGCCCCUGUUGUUCAGUUGGUUAGGUCAAUAUUUUUUCUAAAAGGAUGGGAAGAGGAUGACUUGUAAAUGACUUGUAACUCAGCAAAAUACCCAUGCAUUGGGCUCCCAAAGCAGUUGUGGCCCAGGCCGUGCAGGAGGUUGCUCCUGAAGAUAUCUCCGUCCUAAUCAGAUGCAUGUUGCCUAUUAUUUGGCAAAUGCAAUCCCUAUCUAGGUAGAGAUGUGAAAAAUGGAAGUGACGUUUCUGUUCAGCUCAUCCUAGGAGAUGCUGCAAAUGUGUAGAAAAUGGAAUCUGUGUUGACUGUGAUAUAGCUGCAGAAAGAUACCUAUUUUUAAUAGAUACCUGACAUUGUUGUCUUGCAGGGAUUCUAAACCAUAUCUGAAUUUAGUCCCCAAUUUAAAUCUGUGGUACCAGAUUAAAGAAAUCAAAGGGCAUAUUUGGGGGAGUUAUACUUCACUGUCGCUACUUCUGUGUUGUGUGCUUGGUGAAGAAUUCUACACCAGAGACUUGGAGUAAUUUUAUACUUAAGGUCAAAGAUUUGACAAGAACUCAGGUAGAAAUUGCAGGUAGUGGUGGUUGAUUUUCACCCCAGAGAUGGAAGCUCUGGUGACCUGUUUCCCAGGUAAACUCUCUUUAGAACCCUGCUCCCUAGUUAAGUGGCAUUGAUCACACUCCUAAAGGCGCCAUGAUGAAAUUGGGAACAGCUGUCUUUUACCAUUUGGCUCCAAAGUUAGAUGAAGCACAGAGAGAAGCAACUGAUUCCUUCAGAGCCAUUCCAUGCCUAUGGGUCCCAAUCUGGCUGCCGUGGACAAGAAGCACUUCCAUGCUGGACAAAUGAUGGUAGCCAAUGGGGGAUGUUAGAAGAAGGAGCAGGCUGACCCAGAGGCGGAUUUGAGUGGAUGGGCUUCUUUAUUGCAGUACUUGUUCCCCUGGACCCAAUUGUCCAGUAAGCACUGAAUUAGUUCAGCGCACACUUUUUUUUUUUUAGGUUAGAAUGUACACGCCUGCAUUCAUUACAACACCCCAAAAACCCUUAUUAAGUAAUAGAAACACUCACUGUUAGUAAACCCACCUCUAUCUAUUGCUCAUAGCAUUACACAUACUUUUACCUUGGAAAAACAUUUCUUUGCAACAAUUUGUUGCCAUAAAUCUUUCUCCUCAGCAAUUUCCAGGUGAGAGAGGAAGGGGCUGUGAACAGUUCUCAACGGAUGCAGGGGAAGGAGCCCUAAGCCCAGGCUGGUUCAUGUAGCUGGGAAGGGGAGGGAGGGGAAGAUAACAUUCCUUUUACUUUCUUCUACACAAAGGGCAUUUUUCUGCAGCCGCAUCUUUAUGAGCAACAGAGAAGGGAAAAAUCUGGCAACUUACAUUUUAAACAAAGAAAUACUGAAAAAUUUGCACCUUAAAUAUUAGAAACGAGAAUAUUGCCUACAUAUUCCUUUGUCCACUAAUACCUUGUGAGCACAUUAGCAUCUUAUUGUUAUACUUAACCCUAAAAUAUCUCAACAAGGGAAUGUAUCAGAUUCCAAGUUCAGACUGCAGGAUACAUGAAUGCUGAGUCCUGACUCUGGUUUGGUCUCUUAGUUUUGCUCUUGAGUCUUAUGCAUUUGAAUCACUUUUCCACCUCCUGCUACUCUGAAAGAUUAGAAAGUGU